AUGUUAAUGAUAGUAUCGAUGCUGGUUAUUAGUGCUUUUAAUGGAAGUAGAGGCAACUAUUUUGGGGAUCUCUUCAAGUGCAAUGAUCUGCUCCUAAAGUGUCAGAAAACUGAAACAGAAAUGGGAAGGUUCAACAAUAUUGCACAAGAGUUAAAUCGAAAUUGCAGUCAAGAAAUAGGCUCCAAAUGGAGUAAUAUCACCCGCUGUGAAUUGAAAGCUGCAAAGUGUCUAUUAACACAGAUGAAUGGAAUAGAUCCGAGUUGUGAAAACAUUGCUGAUAUUAUGCACUUGUGA
Drosophila takahashii is the source of this 294-nucleotide messenger RNA. RefSeq lists its product as uncharacterized. Lineage: Eukaryota; Metazoa; Arthropoda; Insecta; Diptera; Drosophilidae. The record is from RefSeq and is a predicted model, not a curated record.